Molecule: messenger RNA, 1126 nt
Organism: Macadamia integrifolia
Lineage: Eukaryota; Viridiplantae; Streptophyta; Magnoliopsida; Proteales; Proteaceae
Exons: 5
Coding region: 62-484 (140 amino acids)
Source: RefSeq, a predicted model, not a curated record
GUUAUAUACCCCUGUCCGGCCCACUCGUUAAUCGGAGAAGGGUUGCGAGUUGCGACGGAGGAUGGGAAUGGAGUCCGAUGAUGAAGUGAACGAAAGGAGGGAGGCAGCGAUAGCAACGACUUCAGCUCUGCAACCCAAUUUUCAGUCCACAAGCGUUACGAAAGAUCAGCUAAAUAAAUUCAAAGAGUUACACAAGAGGCGUCUGCAGAUAAAAGCAAAAUCAAAGAUUCAAAAGAGUUCAAAAGGGAACAUAAGUGUGGCCAAAAAGUCCCAUGUAAAUGAAGAAGAUGCCAAAAAUAUUAAAGAUGAAGAUAUAAAUGUGAUGCUCGAAGAUUCUGGUAUUUCCAUUUCCAAGGGCAACACUAACAUCAUUUCCGCACUCCAGCAAGAGAAAGUUGUCUCACAUCUGGCACCGAAGAAACGCCAGAAGUUACAUUGGGGGCUUGACACGAAAGAAAGAUGGGAAAGGAAAGCAAACAUGUAGGUGCUUACAAAAAAUUGGCUGCCUGGUUGCUUUGGCAACUCACAAAGAUUCUUGGAUGGAUAUUGGUGAUGAGGACGUUCUAUGAUGCAAUAAACUAGUUGCUACAUGGGUGAGAUCUUCUUUCUCACCACGGACACAGAUGGCACUGGUGGUAAAUUGGAAACCAUUUCCUAAUGCUCUACUAUGUAACAGUCCAGUUCUACAGUUAAAACUGCAGCUAUUGGGAGUUUCUAAUAUCUUUCAGUUUGCUGCAUUCCUGUCUCCUCCACCCCAACCCUUUUCCUCUCUCAAGGAGAUUGUAGCAGAUCAGAGACUAUUAGAUGGGAUGAAGAUGGCUUUUGAGCACUGGUCUAGGUACCAAAUCUUCUCUAGGCUUUACCAACUUUGCAAGCGGGUUCUUGCUGUACAUUCUGAAGAACGGGAGUUGUAUGAAACAUCUAAGGUUGGAGUGUUGUUUGUGUCAUUGUAUUGCAGCACUCUCAUGGAUUCUCUUAUGGGCUAGUUUUAUUUCUUACCAUUGCAACAACAGCAUUUGUGAAUAAAAUGCUGCUCACUGUCUAGUUUAAAUUGACUUGGUAAUCAUGUCUUGUGAAUUGUGAAUUUGUGAUUCACUUAAUUGGUAAUUGUUAGUCAAUGAGUUAA